UUUGGACCGCUGGACCCUUGUAUGCGGGGCGCUGCUAGCGCGUUCGGCUGGCCUCCUUCGAUGUUUACGCGCCCGGGCAGGCGCUGAGCCUCCUACCCCACCACACUCCAAACUGCAAUGCCAGGCAUACGUGCAGCAGGUAGCCUAUGGCUCACUAUGGAUUCCAGACAUGAUAAGGGGGUGUCUCCCCAUCGUACAGGUCGUGUUUAUCACGUCACCUCUAAGAGAAUCACUGUCGACACGCCAACAUCAUGAGCGUCAUCAGCUCUUCACGAAAUGCCAACCUUCCAAGGGGGUCGAGGCAUCCUUCUUUCUGUACGCAAUGCAGAGUCUUGGUGCAUCGCCUUACUGUCCCAACCAGAGUGUGUAACGAGAGGCUAUUUAUCAGAAAUGGUUCCAAAUGCCCGCUGUGUUUAUUCUUUGCUGCUAUACUACACGGAAAAUGUUCGACAUCUACCGUUAAAAAGACGGCUCGCUUCCGGCUCUCGGACUAUCAAGGACCGUCAACAAUGGCAGGGUCUCAUGAUUUCUCGUUCCGGAACUAUUAUGUCCAACUGGAGGGUUCUACCGUCUCUCGCUUCAUUCUACCAGAGUCUGGUAUUGGAAAUCUACAAUUCUGUACACUGCCGAGGAACCUCAUUGACUAUUCUUUGCUACAAAAGUGGAUCAAUCACUGCAAGACCCACCAUGGAGAUGCUUGUUCAUAUCAAGGCGAGGCUUCUCGGCUGUGGGCUCCAGGGAGAACUGCACUCAAAGUCAUCGACUGCGCGUCAUCUACAAUCAUUGUAGCACCUCCAGGUGCGGAAUAUGUUGCACUUAGCUAUGUCUGGGGUAGACCGUCAGCUUCCGAUAAACACGACAGUGUCCUUUGCUGUGGCACUGCUACGAAGAGCUUGGUGAACCUGCCAGAAACGAUCAAGGAUGCAAUGAAGGUCACCAUUGAGCUUGGCUACCGAUACCUGUGGUGCGAUAAGUAUUGUUUCGACCAGCAGUCGGAUCCGCAUCAACUACAAAGCCAGCUUUCCAUGAUGGCUAUGAUCUAUUCGGCGGCGGCAGUGACCAUUGUUGCUGCAGCUGGAAAUCACUCUAAUCAUGGGCUACCCGGUGUUAAUGGCAGAAGUCGAACUACACCUCCUUCUAUCACACUAAAUGGCACAACAUGGGUAGCAGCACUAGACGACUUCAAAACACCUAUUCGUGAAUCACCUUGGUCCCAAAGAGCUUGGACGUAUCAAGAGGAGUUUUACUCACGCCUGCAGCUCAUCUUCACUGAGGAGCAGGUUAUCUUUGAGUGCAACACAAUGAGCUGUUUCGAAUCAGUGAUCAUCGAAGACUCAUCUGGCUCAGCCCAGGUGUUCAGCAGGCAGAGCAGUGCCCAUACACGAAGCACUUGGGAUGAUCCGUUUCACGAGCAUAUCGUUCGCUACACAAAACGAUCGUUGAGCCAUCAAUCGGACGUUCUAAACGCAAUGCGAGGCCUCUUCCAGUCAUUCUCUACGCAAAGAGUACCAUGUCAUCAGUAUUGGGGUAUACCGUAUACCAUGGCUGCUUGUGUCGAGAUCCAAUCCAGGUCUAGAAUGUGGUCUCAUCUCUGGGCUCAUGGGAUCCAGUUGAGUGAUGUAAAAGAUCAGCUCAACGCCGCAUUUUGCCGGCAGCUAUGCUGGGUCGUCAAUCCAGAGAUAUCCACGAAGACAGUUCGGCGAAAGGGCUUUCCUAGCUGGUCCUGGUCAGGAUGGAUAGCUCCUGUACUAUGGCCUCGCACAUCCCCUUUGACAUGGGACAAUAUGUUGCCCGUUGAGCUCUAUGCAAUGAAGGUCGAUGGAACAGAUGAACCUCUGACGGAAGAAUUGGUCAAGAUGGUUUUCGAGAAUGACGGCGAUCUUGCGCUCGAUUACACUAAUCAGUUGCGCAUAGUUGCUGAAGUUCUGUACCUUCGAUUCGCCUAUAUCCCAAGGAAACGGCAUCGGUAUUCACACAUGUUUGAUCGUGCGACCAGCACAUACAAAGACGGAAUGUACGCAGCACGCGGUACUAUUGAGAUGAUCUCCGACUCUGGCGAGCGCAGUCUUGAAGAUCAUGAAUGGUCAUUGGACGUCACGAGUCAUGUCGACGAGGAGUUACAUUACUCGCUCUGCAAUCACCUGUUCGAGGGUAUAGUCGUAUGUAAAGACUUUGUUCUGGUUACGCGUACUAGAGAUGGAACGAAGGAGCGCAUAGGGGUCAUGUCUGUUCACAGCCUCGAAUCCGACGGAGACACUGAGCAACAUCCUCGCCUGUGCUUUCCCGGUAGUCGACGAGACAUCUUUCUGGGGUGAUGAGUUCGUCGAGAAGAAUUCUCAGCUGAAAGCCCUUCCAAUCAUAUUUAUUUGUUCUUCCUUUUCAUCGGCGCCACUAUCAAGUGUGACGCGUACUUUCGGUGUAGCUGAAAGCGCCACACUUCUCCUAAGAAGGAAAUCUAUAUGUCCUCUAAUCAGACUGCAGAUAGAGAGGUCCGUAGUCCAAAA
Alternaria rosae is the source of this 2504-nucleotide messenger RNA. Its product is annotated as heterokaryon incompatibility protein-domain-containing protein. NCBI's taxonomy places the organism in Eukaryota, Fungi, Ascomycota, Dothideomycetes, Pleosporales, Pleosporaceae. The transcript has 3 exons. Bases 252 to 2315 code for a protein of 687 amino acids. The record is from RefSeq and is a predicted model, not a curated record.